Camarhynchus parvulus is the source of this 1078-nucleotide messenger RNA. RefSeq names its product N(alpha)-acetyltransferase 38, NatC auxiliary subunit (gene NAA38). The record is from RefSeq and is a predicted model, not a curated record. The transcript has 3 exons. Gene Ontology annotation, cellular component: NatC complex. Gene Ontology annotation, molecular function: RNA binding. NCBI's taxonomy places the organism in Eukaryota, Metazoa, Chordata, Aves, Passeriformes, Thraupidae. The coding region runs from base 223 to 531 and encodes 102 amino acids.
CCAUGGCAACGCCGCCGGAAAUCCCUGCCCUGCGCGCCGCGGGGCGUGCUGGGAAACGUAGGCCUCGGUUUUGUUUUAUUACCGCGCGGUGCGUGCUGGGAAAUGUAGUUACUGCUGUGUUAACGGUGUGGCUGCGGCGCGGCUCGCGGUGCACGCCGGGAGUUGUAGUCCGUAGCUCCGCCCCCCCGGGCCGCGCCAGGGCUGCCGGGAAGCGGCGCCAUCAUGGCGGAUCCGCCGGAGGAGGCGGGGGGCGGCCCGGCCGCCGGGCCGGGGGUCGCGGGGCGCCCCCGGGGCCGGCAGCGCUUGGAGGCGCUGCUGAACCGCAGCCUGCGCAUCCGCAUGUCGGACGGGCGGACCCUGGUGGGCGCGUUCCUGUGCACGGACCGCCAGAGCAACGUCAUCCUGGGCUCGGCGCAGGAGUUCCUGAAAGCUGCAGACGCGUUCCCAGGCAGCGAACCCCGAGUUCUGGGGCUGGCCAUGGUCCCCGGGCACCACAUCGUGUCCAUUGAGGUGGAGCCCCCCUACCCCUGAGGGACCCCGGAUGGACCCCAAAACCACCUGGGAGAUACCAAGAGACCCCCGAAACCACCUGAGAGACCCCGAAACCACCUGAGAGACCCCAAAACCACCCGAGAGACCCCAAAAACACCUGAGAGACCCCGAAAAACAACUGAGACUCCGAAAAACAACUGAGAGACCCCGAAAAACAACUGAGAGACCCCAAAACCACCCGAGAGACCCCAAAACCACCGGAUGGACCCCAAAAACACCUGAGAGACACUGAGAGACCCCAAAAACAGUGGAUGGACCCCAAAAACAUCUGACGAACCCCAAAACCACUUAAGAGACCCCAAAAACAGUGGAUGGACCCCCUGGAUGGACCCCAAAACCCUGAUGGACCCCAAAUGCUGGGACAGACCCCCCCAAAAACCAUUGGGCCCCCGCCAGGACUUUGAGGUUCCCCCUCCCCAGUGCCUGGACCCCCGACCCCCCAAAUUGUCCCUGGGGGGUUUGGGGGUCCCCAUUAAAGCCCCCCCUUGGUGACGCUGUCCCCGUGUGACGCUCGUGGCUGUCCCCA